Messenger RNA from Myiozetetes cayanensis, 9384 nucleotides. RefSeq names its product attractin (gene ATRN). The coding region runs from base 30 to 4205 and encodes 1391 amino acids. The record is from RefSeq and is a predicted model, not a curated record. Lineage: Eukaryota; Metazoa; Chordata; Aves; Passeriformes; Tyrannidae. Gene Ontology annotation, molecular function: protein binding. Gene Ontology annotation, cellular component: Golgi apparatus. The transcript is spliced from 30 exons.
CGGGAGCGGCGGAGGCCCCGCGGCGGCCGAUGGUCCGGGCAGCGCCGCCGCCCCCCGCCCGCGCCGCGCCCCCCGGCCCCAUGGCGCGGCGGGCCCUAGGCCGGCAGGGCGGGAGCUCACGGGCACCGCCGGCACCACCGCUGCGGGCGCUGCUGCUGCUGCUCCUGCUGGGCCCCGCCGCGGCCGCCGCCGCCGGCGAGGAGGCGGCGGUGGCGGUGCCCAAGGAAUGCGACAAGCCGUGCGCCAACGGCGGGCGGUGCCAGCCCGGCACCGGGCAGUGCGAGUGCCAGCCGGGAUGGGUGGGCGACCAGUGCCAGCACUGCGGGGGAGGAUUUCAGCUCACUGAACCUUCAGGGUACGUCACGGAUGGGCCUGGGAAUUACAAAUACAAGACCAAGUGCACCUGGCUCAUUGAGGGAAGGCCAAACACAAUCCUCAGGCUUCGGUUCAACCACUUUGCCACGGAGUGCAGCUGGGACCACCUGUACGUGUACGAUGGAGACUCCAUUUACGCUCCCUUACUGGCAGCUUUCAGUGGCCUCAUUGUCCCCGAGAAGGACAGCAACGAGACAGUCCCUGAAGUUGUAGCCACCUCUGGCUACGCUCUGCUGCAUUUCUUCAGCGACGCUGCCUACAACCUCACGGGCUUCAACAUCACCUACAGCUUCAACAUGUGUCCCAACAACUGCUCUGGCCGAGGGGAGUGCAGGCUCAACAGCAGCACCAAGGCUCUGGAAUGUGACUGUGCCAAACACUGGAAGGGGGAAGCCUGUGACAUUCCCUACUGCUCCGGGGACUGCGGCGCUCCCGAGAGGGGCCACUGCGACACCAACGACUCCAGGGCCUGUGUGUGCUCCCCAGGCUGGCAGGGUCCUGGCUGUUCCAUUCCUGUUCCUGCAAACCAGUCCUUUUGGACCCGGGAGGAAUAUUCUCUUCCCAAACUCCCUCGAGCCUCCCACAAAACGGUGAUCCACGACAACAAGAUGUGGAUUGUUGGGGGCUACGUCUUCAACCACUCCGACUCUCAGAAGGUUUUAGCGUAUGAUCUUAUUUCUGAGGAGUGGCUUCCCCUGAACAGCUCUGUGAACUCAGUGGAGAUGAGAUAUGGUCAUUCCCUGGCGUUACACGAGGACAACAUCUACAUGUAUGGGGGGAAGAUUGAUGCCACGGGGAACGUGAGCAGCCAGCUGUGGGUGUUCCACAUCUCCAACCAGAGCUGGGCCCAGGUGUCUCCCAGGGCCAAGGAGCAGUACGCCGUGGUGGGACACUCCGCCCACAUCGUCACCCUGCGGGACAACAGCACCGUCAUGCUGGUCAUCUUCGGCCACUGCCCCCUCUAUGGCUACAUCAGCAACGUCCAGGAGUACAACCUGGUGACAAAUACCUGGAGCAUUUUACAGACCAGUGGAGCUUUGGUGCAGGGGGGGUAUGGCCACAGCAGCGUUUAUGAUCCCAACACCAGGUCGAUUUACAUCCACGGGGGUUACAAAGCCUUCAGUGCCAACAAGUACAGGCUGGCAGAUGAUUUGUACAAGUAUGAAGUUGAUUCCCGGAUGUGGACCAUCCUGAAGGACAGCCGGUUCUUCCGCUACCUGCACUCGGCCGUGGUGGUGAGCGGCACCAUGCUGGUCUUCGGGGGCAACACCCACAACGACACCUCCAUGAGCCACGGGGCCAAGUGCUUCUCCUCCGACUUCAUGGCCUAUGACAUCGCGUGUGAUCGGUGGUCGGUCCUUCCCCGCCCGGGGCUCCACCACGACGUGAACAGGUUUGGACACUCGGCUGUGCUGUACAACAGCACCAUGUACGUCUUUGGAGGCUUCAACAGCCUCCUGCUGAGCGACAUCCUGAAGUUCACCCCUGAGAGAUGCGAGGCUUUCGCCAACGAGUCGUCCUGCCUGCGGGCGGGGCCGGGCGUCAGGUGCGUGUGGGCUCCCAAACCCGCCCGCUGCGUCCCCUGGGAAAACGCCACCCUGGAGCAGCAGCAGAAGGUCUUGGAAGACUGUCCUCCCAAGCCAGCUGUAGACAAUGAAAAAUGUGAUCAGAUUACAGACUGCUACAGCUGUACAGCCAACACCAACAGCUGUCAGUGGUGCUCUGACCAGUGCAUCCCAGCACACAGCAACUGCACCGAGGAGCAGGUUCCUAUUACCCUCUAUGAGAAUUGUCCCAAGGAUAAUCCUGCUUAUUACUGUAACAAAAAGACAAGCUGUAAAAGCUGUGCCAUGGAUCAAAACUGCCAGUGGGAGCCCAGGAAUCAGGAGUGCAUCGCUUUGCCAGAAAACAUCUGUGGAACAAACUGGCACUUGGUGGGCAACUCCUGCCUGAAGAUCACCAAUGCCAAGGAGACCUACGACCAUGCCAAGCUGUCCUGCAGAUCCAGUGGUGCUGUGCUGGCUUCCCUCACCACCCAGAAGAAGGUGGAUUUUGUCCUGAAGGAGCUGCAGAAGAUCCAGUCCUCGCCCAAAACUUUGACUCCCUGGGUCGGGCUGAGGAAAAUCAACGUGUCCUACUGGUGCUGGGAAGACAUGUCCCCUUUCACCGACACCCUGGUGCAGUGGCUUCCCCAGGAGCCCAGUGAUGCUGGAUUUUGUGUCUAUUUGGCUGAGCCCUCCCAGCAGGGGUUGAAGGCAGCGACGUGCAUCGACGAGCUCAACGGCAGCAUCUGCGAAAGGCCGGCCAACCACAGUGCCAAGCAGUGCCGCACGCCCUGCGCCCUGCGCUCGGCGUGCGGGGAGUGCACGAGCGGCAGCUCCGAGUGCAUGUGGUGCAGCAACAUGAGGCAGUGCGUGGACUCCAACGCCUACGUGGCCUCCUUCCCCUACGGACAGUGCAUGGAGUGGUACACCAUGAGCAGCUGCCCCCCUGAGAACUGCUCGGGCUACUGCACGUGUGCCCACUGCCUGGAGCAGCCUGGCUGCGGGUGGUGCACGGACCCCACCAACACCGGCAAGGGCAAGUGCAUGGAGGGCUCUUCCCGGGGCCCCGUCAGGAUGCCCAGCCCGUCCCCGGCGGGGAAGCAGAGCCUGGAGCCCGUCCUCAACGUCAGCAUGUGCCCCGUGGAGAGCAGCUACAGCUGGGCCUUCAUCCAGUGCCCAGCCUGCCAGUGUAAUGGGCACAGCAAGUGUGUCAAUGAGAGCAUCUGUGAGAAAUGUGAGAACCUGACAACAGGCAAACACUGUGAGACUUGCAUUUCUGGCUACUACGGGGAUCCCACCAACGGGGGGACGUGUCAGCCCUGCAAGUGCAACGGCCACGCGUCCGUCUGCAACACCAACACUGGCAAGUGUUUCUGCACCACCAAGGGGAUCAAAGGAGAUGAGUGUCAGCUGUGUGAAGUCGAAAACAGAUAUCAGGGAAAUCCACUCAAAGGAACGUGUUACUACACUCUCCUCAUCGACUAUCAGUUCACCUUCAGCCUGUCCCAGGAGGACGAUCGUUAUUACACCGCAAUCAACUUCGUGGCCACUCCCGAAGAGCAAAACAGAGACCUGGACAUGUUCAUCAACGCAUCCAAAAACUUCAACCUCAACAUUACUUGGUCCACAAGUUUUGCAGCUGGCACACAGGCUGGGGAGGAAAUUCCAGUCGUUUCCAGAACCAACAUCAAAGAAUACAAGGACAGUUUCUCCAACGAGAAGUUUGAUUUCCGCAACAACCCCAACAUCACGUUCUUCGUGUACGUCAGCAACUUCACCUGGCCCAUAAAAAUCCAGAUUGCAUUCUCACAGCACAGCAACUUUAUGGACCUGGUGCAGUUCUUUGUGACGUUUUUCAGCUGUUUCCUGUCCUUGCUCCUGGUGGCAGCUGUGGUGUGGAAGAUCAAACAGAGUUGUUGGGCGUCACGACGGAGAGAGCAACUCCUGCGCGAGAUGCAACAGAUGGCGAGUCGCCCCUUCGCCUCCAUCAACGUUGCCUUAGAAACAGAUGAAGAGCCACCAGAUCUCAUCGGGGGGAGCAUAAAGACGGUACCAAAGCCCAUCGCGCUCGAGCCCUGCUUCGGGAACAAAGCGGCCGUUCUCUCCGUCUUCGUGAGGUUGCCUCGAGGACUUGGGGGAAUUCCACCACCAGGACAGUCAGGUCUCGCCGUGGCCAGCGCUCUGGUGGACAUUUCACAACAGAUGCCAAUUGCCUACAAAGAGAAAUCGGGCGCCGUCCGAAAUCGGAAGCAGCAGCCCCCUGCACAGCCAGGAACCUGUAUUUGAUGCAUGGACAUCACAAACUCUCUUAGGGUUUUAAACAAAAUGGAAAAGGAAUCCCGAGGAGGAGGAGGAGGAGGAGGAGGAGGAGGAAGAUUUCCAAGUUGUGUCCCAAGAGACUCGAAGCACUCGGAAAAAAAAACAAAACAAAACCGAAACCACACCUUCCUUGAUCCCGACUUUUUUCUCUCAUCUCCGUGCUCUAGUUGGCUUUAUUUGACGACUGCUCCACUUAAGUUUUACUGACAACGUGGCUUCAGGUUGCUCCUUUUUUUUUUUUUUCCUUUUUUUUUUUUUUUUUUGUUGUUGUUUUCCUUGGAGUUCUAAGUGAAAUAAUUUUAUUGCAGGGGGUCGGUGUUUCCAGUCCCUGCCGGGUGUAAAUAAGAACAGUAGUCCAAUAUGAAUGACACUCAGGUUUCUACAUGGAAAGUGCUUUGUAGUUCAUGUAUUUAUCAAACUGUACAAAAAGAGAGAGAGAGAGAGAAAAAAAAAAGAAAAAAAAGAUCCAGUGUUUACAGGUGUCAGCUCUCAACACAUAAACACUACUAUUAAUCUUCAAAGCAUCCUCAUCCUUUGUUUUCAUUUAGUGUUUAAUUCUCCCCUUGUUUUUGGUCAAUUGUUUUCAGCAGAACUCUCUUCCAGACACAGCCUUUUUUUUUUUUUUUUUUUCCUGUGUGUGUGUGUGUUUGUUUUUAUUGUUUGUUUGUUUGUUUGUUUUGUUAAGUCAUCACGGUCCAGGAAUGCAAAAGCUGGGAUGGUUUGAAGGUUGCUGUUGCUCAGAAAUAACUGGAAAAAGCCGGAUGUUGCCCUGGAAGGACUCGGUGUUUACACAGUCUUAACCUGCUUGGAGUACCCCACACACAAGUGCCUAGACUUGAACAGCUCUAGGGGGUGAGGAGACCGCUCCACACGCUUCUGAACACCAUUCAGUUCCUUUGGAAACAUCUGCACCCUCACAUCUAGGCUCUCCCAAGGCAGCCUGUGUUCUCUGUGCCAGGAAAAAGGGCCUUUUCCUGCCUGACCCCCGCUGCUCACCCAGGUGGAAAUCCCUGGAGGGCAAGUCGAGUUCCGGCGCCUCACCAGAGAACUGCUGGUUCCACCAGCGCUUUCACAGCAGCACUUUGUGUUCCAGGCUGGGUGCAGCAGAUUAUUCCUCCUGAUUUUGGCCUCUUUUCCUCUCCCCCCCCUUCCCUCAUCAGAGCCCUUUGCUCCACCUCCUGCAGGGGUGAAACUCAACGCUCCACGUGCCACGAGCGCUCGAGGAUGACGUAAAAAAAAGCCCCAAACUUGAGACAAAAAUCAAGCAGAGCAGCUUGGUUUGGAGACCUGCCGGUGUUUGCUGAUGGGUUUGAGCUCUGUAGAUGUCUCUGAAGAAGUGGCUGGUUGGGGAAAGGAUUUUGUGAACAGCAGAGGGAAGUUUGGCUUUUUUUUGGGGGGGGUGUUUGCACGGAGCCAUCUGAACCGCUCUGGUGAGUGGGGGUUGUGUUUUGAGGCUCAGGGUUGGGCUUGAUGAGCCAGGGUUGUGUUUUGAGGCUCAGGUUUAGGCUGGAGGUUGGGCUUAACCCACCCAUCUGCCCAGGCAUGGUGGUGGUGGUGCCCAGUGUUUCCUUGGAGUCUGGAAUGUGGCACAGCCGGGCCCCCCAGAGACUUGGGGGUGUUGGAACUUGGGGUGUUGGAAGGUCUUAGUGAAAAGGUGCCAAACUGUGUAAUUAGGGCUUAAUAACAGUCAUUUUGGGUGCAGUCACCUGACUGUGUGGAGAACAUCUCAUAGUUACCAAACGCCCAGGGAUCUUCGGGUCAGGUGGCACUUUAACCCAAACUGAAACCCAAAUCACUGCAUCUGUUUGGUUUUUUUUUUAAUGCACCUUUUUGGUGAUCAGUCACAUCAACCACUUGUUUUUUUUUAGACUGUUUUCCUUUUUUUCUAACCUCUGUGUUUUGAAGAGGCUUCUCAGAGCGUCGCAGCAAAGAUGGAAAUUGGUGGCAGAGGGGAUGGGAACAGCCCAUCAGGUGGUUUGGGGACCCUGGUGGGUGAUAAUUCCCCUUUAAUGUGUCAUUUAACAAGUGCAAGGGGACUGCAAAAGGGUGUCAGGAGAGGCGAAAAAUAUUAAGGGGGGAAAAAAAUCGCAUUUUAUAUCUAAAUAUAUCUAAAUACAGAUAAACGCCUCAGUUUCCAAACCCAAAGUUUAAAGGCCCUCUGGGAAAAAGGAAUUCUGGGAGGGAAAAGAGGGGGAGUUUUGUGUUUUAGGAUGAAGGGAUUUAGGUGGUUUGAGGUUCUACCUGAUGCACAGAUUACCUCAGACAGGUUCAUCUCCUCGUAGCACUUCCUGCCUCUCUCUGUGAUAGGACUGACCUGAACUGGAGAAAUAAGACUGGACUAAAAUCCCUCCCCUGUUGUUCCAUGUUUUCCUCAUGUUAAACAGCUCCUGGGACUGGAGGCUUGGAGAGGUGAUAGAUUUUUACAUUCACAAAAAGACGUAAAUAUUGAUUUUUGGAGGGGUUUCCUCACCCCUGGAGAGAUGAUUUAUCAAGUCUGCAAAGCCACAAAACGUCAGAUUUUUGGGGGGAAAAGAGCAGAAAUGAUCAAAGUUUUGAGGUUUAGCAGAACAAAAGGUAAAAAAAAAAAAAGUCAAUAGAGGGACAAGAGUUAUUUCUAUAAAUAAAAGGGUUAUUUGUAUAAAUAAAAAGCUCCUUUGGGACAGAGCUCUGCUCUGCAUCUGAUCUCCAAACCUGAUGAGGGACAGGAGAACUCAUACAGGAGCUCUGCUGCAGUUUCAUCCCGACUCCAAGGUAAAACAGGGGAAAAAAAGUGGGAAUGAGUGGGAAUUUCUGGGGGUUUAUCACCAGAUAUCACCAAUAUCAACAGGGAAGGCUUUGUGAGAUUAUUUCCUUUGGAGGUUAAGUGGAAGAGGGGGAAAGAACAACCUGAUUUUCUGAGAGAAACUGUAAAUAAAUGACAAUUAACACCCAGAUUUUGCACUUGUACAUAAAACCUACGGCAACUUGCAGAACGUGGAGAGGUUUAAAAUGUGCAUAAACCAGGAAAAAAAACCACAAAACAACAAACAAUUGAAUGUAUUUUUGAUGCUUUUUAAGUGCUACAUGAGUUUUGUCUUAAUAACUCCCUCAGCUGAUCAGAGGGAGGGCACUUUCCAGAGCUUUGAACAUCGGCUGAUGUCGUGAGAUCUCGCCAAGCGGGGAGGAAUAAAUUCAAUUUUCUGUGUUCAGAUCACUCCAGAGGAGAAACCAAGGGAAAGAACAGCUUUGUCCAUUGGAAAAGGGGGGAAAACCCAACGCUUGGGACACAAGGAGUGACUGUCCCUAAAGGAGUCACCUCGUGGAGGAUUAAGGCAGCACUUUAAGCCGCUGUUAUUAAGAUUGUGGCAGUGAUUUCCACCCAAAAUCACUGGUUUUGGGUGUUUGGAACUGGCUGAAAUUCAGCAUUGGAUGUCUCAACCCUCAGAACUUCCCAGUUCUUUGAGAACUUUACCAAAAAUUAAUAAUAAAAGCUCAGAAGUGUUGCAGCCCUUUUUAAAGCAGUGCUGCUGCUGGAUCUGCAAACUCCAAAAACCACUCUUGUUUUUCUCUUUAAUUCCCUGUUUUCCAGGGGUUUUAACUGGGAAUUUUCUCUGGGCUGUCUCAGCCUGACCCUGCCACGCUCCGGGGUGGUAUUUUUGGGUACAGGAAGGUUUGUGAGACACAACUUUUUGAGGUGGUUGUCGCUCUCCCUGGGCUUAAAAAGGGCUGGAUGAAAAUUUGCCAAAAUCAAGCUGUUCAUGGUGGGGAGUUUAACCCAAAUCAUGGAGUGUCCCAAAAUCCAGUGGGACGGUGCCAUCAGCACGUGGCAGCUCCUUUGGUCGCUUCCCUAGGGAUAAUUUGUGUCCCUAAACACCAUCUUCAUCCUCAGAAACAUCAUUUCUCCGUGGUAAAUGUUCCCAAGGAGCGCAGGCAGUGGGAUUGUGGAAUGGUUUUCCGUGCAAGCUCAGCUCGUCCCCACCCUCAAUAAGCUGAAUUUUGAGGCUGAAAUGGAACUUGAGGCUUUUCCCGUGAGCUGCUGGAAUUCCAGAGCUACCCCUCCAUCCAGCUGCUUUCCCAAGAAACCCUGAGUUAAUCAGCUGCAUCCCAGAAAACCUUUUUCCCCUGGAAGCAGGGCCUCGCUGCCACUGAGCUGGGGAGGGAGCAGAGAGCGGACUCGGCAUUCCCGGAGCGAAUUCCCAACCUCACCCAUCUGCAUCUCCCAUGUUAUCCAUCCAGGAAUACCACAGGGGAGGGGAGGGCUGAGCUGCAGGAGAGGGAAUUGUGAGGGGUUUAUUGGGAAGAUCUUUGGGGCUGCAGGAGGAAGGGGUGGGGGGGUUGUCCCUGUCUUAUUCUUGGCGAUUUUUUAGGUCCAAUUCCCGCUUUUCCCGUCGGGAGCUGCUGAAACGAGCGGGGUUUGCCACUCCAGGACUGCGAGAUGUGUUUGUGUUGGGUUGUGUUUUUUUCCUGCAUCAGGGCAGGUUUUAUUCAGUUUAUUCCCCUUGUUCCCACGGACUGUUGGUGUUUGUCUUCCAGGUACUGCAAUUCCUCGACCGUUCCCCCCCCCCCUCUCCGUUUAUCCCACAAACCUCGUCAGGAGAAAGAAGGAAAAAAAAAAAAUUAACAAAAUAAAUAAAAAUUGUGGAGGAGUGUAACAUAAGUCAGUCCAUUUUUUUUACAAAAAUUAAAAAUACUAAAAAAAAAUAAAAAAAGAGAAAAAGCAGAUUUUCUAUUGCUCGGCAGUUUGUGCACAAUAAACGUUCUUUCAGACCCUCCAAUUUGUUGCAUUCUGGAUUUUCUUUGUGUUUUGUUUUUUUUUUCCUUCCCCCCCUUUGCCCUGGAAUUAUUUCCCAUUCUCUGCGUUCCCUACUCGGGCUUAAGUUUGUUAAUCUCGUCUAAUUUGGCAUUUCUGGCAUCCGUGUGUAAAUAGGAGCGAGGCUUGUAAAUUAUUCCAUCGCCGGGGUCGUGGGUGUGACACGAGCACACAUUUAGGACUGUGGGGUUUGGUUUUUUUUUUUGGGAUGAUUUUUUUUCUAUUGUAAAAAGGAACAGCUCAUUUAAAGCCGCAACGAGAUAAAACUUGGGAGCUCUGUGCGUUUUAAAUACAAAUGUGAAGUACCUGUAUAUAAAUAAAAGUAAAUAAUGCAAAAAAAAAAAAAGAAAAAAAAAA